CCAAAAUGCCCAAAUGUAUCACCAAUGGAGGUUGAUUUGCAUCUGGGAAAUUGUGCAAAGACUUCUAACCAAGGAUCUCAAAAAAUUCUCUAAGGGAAAGUAACUACCAUAAUGGCUGAGGGAGGUCGAAGGAGAAGUGCUAGAUUAUUAGCCCUUGAAGAAAAGAAAAACAAAAAAGAAGCACAUGUAUCAAUGGAUCUUGUGCAGGCAACAAGUGAUGGCCAAGAAAGAAUGCAAAAAAGAGGUAGAAAGUUAGAGACAGCUAAAAUUUAUGAGGAAGCACAAUAUCCACAACAAGUUCUUCCAACCCAUCAUGCAAUCAAUAAUUCUACAUUACGAAAAUGUGAAAGUGAAAUUAUCGAAUGUAUUCUUAACCUGAUCCAAGCAAAAGAUGGAAAAAACCUUUUCUAUUUGCCAAAAGACUUCCAGAUUAAAAAGAAAACAGUGAGAAAACCUGAUAACUUUGCAACAAUAAGGGCUAAAUUCCAGGAAGGAAUCUACCGCUCACUUAAGAACUUUGAGGCUGAUAUUUAUUCAGUAUUUCACAAGGCAAAAUCUAAUGCCCCAGAUGCUACGACUUUCCAGAAGGCAGAAGAAUUGAAAAUGGAAGUAAAGCUUGCUCUUGAAUGUCUAAAAAACAAUAAGACAAGUUGUGAGAAACUCUCAGAAUGGAGCCAAAGAUAUUUCAAUACUGCCGAGGAAGUAAGAAAAGAUGGCAAUCUCAGUACUUUGAUUAAGGCUGCCAAGCCACAGCAUCCACAAGAUUCUGUAGAAUGUUCUAAUCCUUGUACAGAGGAACGAAGGUAUACAUACCAGCCUGGGAACGAUUCUAGUGAGCCAAUAGUUUCAAUGGUUUACAAACAAGCGGUGCAGCUUGUUUAUAACAAAAAUGGUCCAAGCUAUGAAGAAAGCUUGACAAAUUAUGUAAAGGAUGCUGGCCAUCAAGCAGAGCAGGCAGCAGAGCAUACCUCUCAGGAAUAUGCUCAAUGCAAAGAGGCCCAAUCUAUGCCCUUUCACUGGACACCAUACACAUCAAGUGACACUACUAGCUUCUUCCCCCAGUUUGCCAGCUGUUCGAGCAACCCUAGCUUUAGCAGAAGUGCUGCUGCUGACAUUGCUGCAAGAGAUACGCACUUCUCUCCAACUGCUGCCACAAUUUCCACAAUAACCAGUGGCCAGCCUUUUCCUUCUGCUGGUACCAAUGAGAAAUUGGGGUUAGACCUCAACGAAGGACCUAGCUGCAAGUUGGAGACUGAUGAGCUACUCAGAACAUUCUCUCAGAUUGGCAUGGCAGAAUUCUCAAAGAGAAAUGAGAACAUACUGACAUCAACUGCAAGCCAAAUUAUGGAACCAAACCAAAGCUUCAGUCCAUUUCUUAAUGGUGAAAAGGAUUGUGCUAUGACUACAGCCACACCAAGCUAUACCAUUGCCAGCCCAAUGUCUCACUUAGGACAAUAUGUAAGGUGGGAACCAGCUAGAAGGAUGUCUAUCUAUGACAUACUAUUCUUGCAGUCACAACGUGGUGAUGGUGACUCUGAAAAACUGGAACAGAAUGGUUUGGCAGGUCCAAAACCCAAUCCACAUUUGGUUCCACAUGCAUCAUCUUCUGGAUAUUUUAGCUUCAGAGAGUACACUAGGUCUGACCCAAAAUCAUCAAAACAAAAGGGAUUGGCAGUUUCUGAACCCAGGGGACACUUGGCUCCAACAGGAUCAUCUUCUGGCAAUCAUGGCUUUGGUCCUUAUGUUAGCACCAGUAGCACAUUUAAUCCAAGAACCCUGAACUUGUUCAAGUAGAGUUUCUGUUUGUGCACAACUUUGUGUUUGAUUUCAGACCAGUUUGCAUAAAAAAUAAGCUUUCUUUUGCUCCUUUCUUUUACUGUAAUAGUUCAUUGUAUCCCAAGAACAGUUUUUUGUCCUUUGUUCUCAUGUUUGUAGGCUGAAUAAUAAUGAUCAUUUAGUUAUCUUGCUACUUCUGUUAACCAUGUAAGGAUACAAAUGACAUUUGAGAUCUAAUAUGUUGGCAUUUAUUUCCAGGAUACCAGAGAACUUAGUCUCAUGCAUACACUUCCAGCAACAAUUUUCUUGAAGAAUUACUUUUAUAUACUAUCUUAUAGGAAUGCUUGGUCUAAUAAUCAUUACUAUGUUAUCAAACUUUCUAGAGUCUAAAGCAUCCUUAAUCACAAGAGUUAACCUCAAUAAUGUACCAUGGCCGAAGAAGCCAAAGCUGGAACAUGUCUACAAGGGGGGAUGAAAUCAACAAAUAGAUUCUACAUCAUUUACAUUUCAAACUAACAAAGAGGGAGGAAAAAAAGGACUGCAAAGGAUCUGAUGCAAGACAACAAGCUCUGAUACCAAGCUGACACAGGACAGAAGAAGACAAGGAGAGAGAAGAAGAGGAGGGAAGAAAAGAGGAGG
Messenger RNA from Elaeis guineensis (African oil palm), 2415 nucleotides. Lineage: Eukaryota; Viridiplantae; Streptophyta; Magnoliopsida; Arecales; Arecaceae. The record is from RefSeq and is a predicted model, not a curated record.